GGCGCGCAGAGCGGGAGGGCGGCGGGACGGGCUCCACGCCGCGCAUAGGGCGCUGAAAGCGGCUGUGGGAGCGUAGCGGAGGCUGCACUGGGCCGGGGAACCUGGACCCUCCCAUAGCAUUCUCGCAGCGCAGCGCCGGGCGGAGGCACCGCUCUCAUCCCUCGGCAAAGGCGGCGGAGAGGAGGAGGAAGAGGAGAAAGAUGAGCCGCGCGGUGCUGGCCUGGUUGGCGUUCUGCGGGAGCCUGGCGGCGCCGCGCCCCGCCCGAGCGGAUGUGUGUGACUCCAACCCCUGCCAGAAUGGUGGCAUCUGUCUAUCAGGGCUGAGUGAUGAUUUCUACUCCUGUGAGUGUCCUGAGGGCUUCACAGACCCCAACUGCUCUAGCCUUGUGGAGGUUGCCUCAAUUGAAGAGGAACCAACCUCAUCAGGACCCUGCAUUCCUAAUCCAUGUCAUAAUGGUGGGAUAUGUGAAAUUAGUGAAGCAUACCGAGGUGACACAUUCAUAGGAUAUGUUUGUAAAUGUCCAGAGGGAUUUAAUGGGAUUCACUGCCAGCACAAUGUGAAUGAAUGUGAAUCUGAACCCUGCAAGAAUGGCGGAAUCUGUACAGAUCUUGUUGCCAACUAUUCCUGUGAGUGCCCAGGUGAAUUUAUGGGAAGAAACUGUCAACAGAGAUGCUCUGGCCCACUAGGGAUAGAAGGAGGGAUUGUGUCAAACCAACAAAUCACUGCAUCAUCCACCCAUCGAGCUUUUGGCCUCCAGAAAUGGUACCCAUACUAUGCACGGCUUAAUAAGAAGGGUCUUGUGAAUGCCUGGACUGCUGCAGAGAAUGACAGAUGGCCAUGGAUUCAGAUAAACCUGCAGAAGAAGAUGCGAGUCACUGGAGUUAUAACUCAAGGUGCCAAGAGGCUUGGGAGUCCAGAAUACAUAAAAUCUUAUAAAAUUGCAUACAGUAAUGAUGGGAAUUCUUGGACAAUGUACAAAGCAAAAGGCACAAAGGAAGAUAUGGUGUUCCGUGGGAAUGUGGACAACAACACCCCUUAUACCAACUCCUUCACCCCACCCAUCAAGUCCCAGUACAUUCGGCUGUACCCUCAGGUGUGCAGGAGGCACUGCACGCUGAGAAUGGAGCUCCUGGGCUGUGAACUCACAGGUUGCUCUGAGCCCCUAGGGAUGAAAUCAGGACACAUACAGGACUUUCAAAUCACUGCCUCCAGUGUUUUCCGUACGCUCAACAUGGACAUGUUUGCUUGGGAGCCCAGGAAAGCCCGGCUGGACAAGCAAGGCAAGGUUAAUGCCUGGACCUCGGGCCACAACGACCAGUCACAGUGGUUGCAGGUCGACCUGCUCGUCCCUACAAAAAUCACUGGGAUCAUUACCCAGGGAGCUAAAGAUUUCGGUCAUGUCCAGUUUGUGGGGUCCUACAAACUUGCCUACAGUAAUGAUGGGGAGCACUGGAAAAUAUACCAAGAUGAGAAGCAGAAGAAGGAUAAGGUGUUCCAGGGGAACUUUGACAAUGACACACACCGCAAGAACGUCAUUGACCCGCCGAUCCACGCGCGGCACGUGCGGAUCCUGCCUUGGUCGUGGUACGGCCGGAUCACACUGCGGUCAGAGCUGCUGGGCUGCACAGCCGAGAACUGAGAGGGUCCCACUGCCACCGAGGGUCCCUCUGUGGAGGAAACAGUGCAAAGCCUGUAGGAUGCUGAGUCGGUGUUCCAUGAACCAAGUGCUCGCUCAUUUUAUGGUAGGCCGCUAACUGUCUUUCGCACGGAGGUCUAAGCCUGCCCUUUAAGUGAUCCAAUCCAAUUUUGUCCUUGAAAUCUGUUAGUCUUAUCCCUUCUGCUGUGGAAUUAUCUUCCUAGUUUUCCUUUGAGUUGUUCACACAAGUUGAAAUGUAUUAAGGGAAAAAAAACAACCAAACAGCAGCAUCCUUUUUACAAGGGAAGAGAAAUGGUGUGACGACUCUUAUUUGCAGCUUUAGGAACAUUGGGCUGACAAGUUCUCCAUAAAUCAUACUGUCAUCUUACUUGCAAAAAGUGAUACUGCAGCUUUUAGCAAUAAGUUUACUUGGGGAUGACUGCAUUAUAGUAAUUGUGCCUAUCAAACACUGUCAGUACUUAUAUAUUUUGGAAGAUACUCCUUGGUACUGUAGAGCGCAGUACCUGUGGUGUUACAAGCUACCUUUCAUCACUUUCAUCUGGACAGCAGAGUCCAUGCACUUAGAGUGUUUUCCUGAUUAACCCCAUUUUCCUCCUCUAUUUUGCAUGCUAUAGAAUAUGACCUCCAUCUUUUCUGUUUAGUAUCACUGCUGAUGUGGUUUUCCUUGUCAGAAGUCACCUGUUUGCAUAUGUAACCAAAUCUGCUCUCAGUAUAUUAUGAAAUUAAUGAAUUUGCCAAAGUUUAUUCAAUUUUGCUUGAGAUGUGCUUUCUCAAGGAGACACCAUGCUACUCGUGGUGUCUCAUCUUGGGUGCCCAUAUAGGUAAAGGCACACGGUGCGUCAGAAAUCCCAUUUCAUUACAUGCCCGGGGUGACCACACAGCCCUAGACAAAGCUGCCCACCCAGUUACUGCUUUUCAGAAUCCCCCUGAAUUUCUGUGAGGAGGAAAAUGUAGUGGAGGAACCAGGUGCUAAAAGACACACAAGAGGAAUGAUUCCCUUAAUUCCAGGAACACGCUCUCUGUGUGCUCUUCUUAAGGUCACAGCCUUCCUCCCAGAAGGUGAGAGGUGUCAUAGGAGUGCAUAGAAAACCUUGGCCCUUGUCACCCUCCACUCCUACAAAAGUCCUUUCAGACACACACCAGUGAGCCACGAGGAGGUUGGUUUCUACCAUGCCUCACCAUGCCCCAUCUACAGAAAUGCUUUGCACAUGCUAUGCUGUUUUAGCAGUGUUGUAAGCAACCCCACUUUAAAAUUUUAGCAGCUUUUAGAAGAAAAAAUGGAGCAACAGUGGGGGUGUUCUCCCUUAUGACUCAGUUUCCCCUGUUGAUGGAGGUAACAAUGCCAACCUUUGAAGAGCAAUCUGAGUUUCCUUAGAAUAAAGUGUUCUGUGACUAUGUCAAAGUAUCACCUAAGUCUAAAAAAAAAAAAAAAAUCCUAGGACAAUGGGCCAGGAACCUUUUUAUUUCUUACCUGAAAUAACAGCAUUUGUGAUUACUGUCAACCUUUUAAUUUCAUAACAUGCUGAUACAGAGAGAGAGAAUGAGAGGAAGAGAGAGAGAGAGAGAUGCAGCUGCAUGUUUUAGCAAAUGUCACUGGACUUAUCCUUUCUGUCACUGUUACAUUCUCACUAAUAAUUCUGAAGUAUGAACCUGGGCAUUGCUUCCCAGGCCAACAGCUAGCUGGCCCACAGUCUGCAAAGUGCAAAGUUUACCUUGGACACAAAAUGGUUUGGAUUUCAAAAAAACCUGCAUUUAAUCACACAUUCUCCACCACAGACUAAAUAUAUAUUAUCCAUUGAACUGUGAAAGACUCCAGAAUAGCAGCCAGGAAUUUUACAUACAAGAAUUGGGGAUAUAUUGGUGGCGGUUUUCUGAUAGUGUCAUUUAAACUGUCACAUUUUAGCGAACAGAACACCCUGCCUCUAUAAAAUGACUUAAUCCUUAAACUGUAUUUAUACAAGUAUUUAUUUUAUAAGGCUUAGACAUUUAAAAACUUCUAAAGAAGAGUCCUGUAAAGGUAAAAGUAUGUGUAAGAAAUGUUGAGGUCCUGUGCAACACUGCUAAGUUUGUUCUUUAUUUUUUACUUUGUGCUGCAUAACAAAAGCCACUAGACUGUUACUGUCUUGUUUGUGACUGUGUUAACAGCAUUCCUUAAUGAUGUAUAUAUGGAGUGGUCUUCAAGCAUAACAAGCGAUUUUAAAGAGAAAGUCAACCAUGGUGGUGCUUCUAACCAGCAAAAAAAAUUUGAAUAAUGGAGGAUGAGUUUAUCCCCAAAUUACCUACUGCCCCAUUUUUGCACUUUAAGCUCUAAGAAAAAUAAUAAUAAAAAAAAAUUAGUAAUAUAUAUCUCUUAAAGGCACACACCAUUCUUAAAGAGAUUCAAAGGCAUUUUCCUAUUAUGGGAGAGUAAUUGACCCUGAAUUUAAUUACAGAUAUGAAGAAUAGCAUGUAGCUACUUCUCUAGUCAACUGUAUCCAAAAAACAGAAGGCCAUUUCAGAAAAUUAGGCUCCCUCAUUUAACGACUUGUGUUACUGUUCUUUUGAAAUGUUUGUUCCAUGUUCUUAAGUGAUUUGUUUGUUUGUUUGUUUCAUCUUUUGUGACUUCAGUUUUGGUUUUGAAUUAGUCUGUCUUCGUUUAGUAAUUUAAUUGUUAUCCCUUCAUCUACAUGUAGGGUUGUCAUGGUAUGUAACAUAGUGAUUUUAUUUUGUAUUAAUUUAGUGUUGAAUAUUUUCAUCCUGAUGUCCUGUGCCAGCUCUCACCUACCAGCAGUCUUCACAUCCUGCAAGGAGAGUUCCAUACCUUGUGAUAACACUCUGUGAUAAUUUACAAAAGAAUCAUACAUGUGAUUCCUUACAAUUUCAACCUACAUGGCAUUAUUCCUCAGCUACCAAAAAGCUUUCUUGGAAUGGCAUUGUGCAGCCAUAGUACCAAAUCUACUCCCAGUGCCAGCAGCCUAAGUCUGAAAUAACUCUUGGUUUACAUGAAAUACUUGAGAUUUAGCACAACAGAUAAGAAUUAGAUUAUGGUCCAAAAUGAAGCUUUUUCCCUUCAAUUUUAUUUUGUGUCCUAGGUGAGCAGAACACCAUUGCCAUAGGGGACAAGUUAUAAAUUAACAUGACUGUUCUCUCCCAGUGAAAGCAACCAGCAUCACAAAACCAGAGGUGCAGGACAGUGCAUGUCUCUUUAAGAGGGGCUGGAGAAAUGCUCUGAUGUGAUCCUUGACUUCUGCAUUAAUUGUAACAAUGACAUUGAACAAGACUAAAAAUGUUUUCCUAAUUAAAUUUCACCCCGAACCAGUUAAGUAUUUGUAGGCAGGCUUCACCUUUAUGUAGCUGGGUAAUGUGCUACGUUUAUAGCCUGGGAAAUAAAGCUCUGUUUUAUCUGUGUUAGAGGCUCAUCACAUUAACUGGCUCCGGUUUUGGGGUUGACUUUCUCUUUUGGAAUGGCUGCAUACAAAUUAAGUCUCAGUUUUGAAGACUUAAGGAUGAGUGUAUCUUUGCUAUACAACAAAUAUGAACUAUAAUAUUCAGUGCUGGCUUCUGAUGUGUCAGUAAGUACAGAAGUAUCUCGGACACAAUGACCUUUGAAAUCUUUCAAGCUGUGUGAUAUUCGAGUGGUUUUGUAUAUACUUAAAUCACGUGGAGCAAUGUAAAACCAGUACGACCUUGUCUAGUCUUCAAACUUAACAAUAAAACUUUU
Messenger RNA from Chiroxiphia lanceolata (lance-tailed manakin), 5358 nucleotides. RefSeq names its product EGF like repeats and discoidin domains 3 (gene EDIL3). NCBI's taxonomy places the organism in Eukaryota, Metazoa, Chordata, Aves, Passeriformes, Pipridae. The record is from RefSeq and is a predicted model, not a curated record. Gene Ontology annotation, molecular function: calcium ion binding.